This is a messenger RNA of Monopterus albus (swamp eel), 1980 nucleotides long. RefSeq names its product motor neuron and pancreas homeobox 2b (gene mnx2b). The record is from RefSeq and is a predicted model, not a curated record. The transcript is spliced from 3 exons. NCBI's taxonomy places the organism in Eukaryota, Metazoa, Chordata, Actinopteri, Synbranchiformes, Synbranchidae. The coding region runs from base 296 to 1300 and encodes 334 amino acids. Gene Ontology annotation, cellular component: nucleus. Gene Ontology annotation, biological process: central nervous system development; regulation of DNA-templated transcription; spinal cord motor neuron cell fate specification. Gene Ontology annotation, molecular function: DNA-binding transcription factor activity, RNA polymerase II-specific; sequence-specific double-stranded DNA binding.
AAUAUUGCAGAUAGACAAGUUGACACAAUUCAAGGAUGGCCAUGCAAACCUCAGUCAUUUAGUCUGUUGAGAAGUAGAUUUUUCUAACGACAUCAGUCAUUUAGUUGAUAUUGCUUAUUUUUCAAUAGCAUAUGGCUCGUGUUGAUACCUACAGCCUGAACUUUAUGAAAGGAUAAGAAGAACACCGUGACUGGAAAAGGCUCCACUCCCUGCAUGCUGACGCAGGCACAGGUGCGCACCCGCCAAGUUUGUUUUUUUUUUUUAAAACUCUUCAGUCUUCCCCAGUGAAGCCGUUAUGGAGAAAUCGAAAAACUUCAGAAUUGACGCCCUGCUCUCUGAUGAGCCCAACCGGGGGAGUCGAGAUCUGUCCCCGGGUCUGAGCAGCGACAGCCCCGCGGGCAGUCCGGUUUCUUGUCGCCAUGCGGACACUCCUCCUGCACGGGCUUCUCAACUUCAGGCCGGAAUAAUCUCCAAACCGGGUGUUUUAAAUUUCCCACAUCCAGGACUUGCUUCAUUGCCUCAGGGGGCGAUUCCCGGCAUGUAUCCUGCACCCAUGUACCCAUUGUCGGCGUUGGGUGGACAGCACCCCGCGUUCGCAUACACAGGUUUUACGCAGCUAACACAGACCUACCCAGAGCACCUAAAGGCGGCUGCCAUGACGGGAUCACUGCCCCUGGAGCACUGGAUCCGCGCUGGAAUGAUGAUACCUCGAAUGCCAGAUUAUGGUUCGGGGCCUCAGUCUGGUCUUUUGGGGAAGUGCCGGAGGCCCCGCACUGCCUUCACCAGUCAGCAGCUCCUGGAGCUGGAGAACCAGUUCAAACUCAACAAGUACCUGUCCAGACCCAAACGCUUUGAAGUGGCUACCUCACUCAUGCUGACUGAAACACAGGUCAAGAUUUGGUUCCAGAAUCGGAGGAUGAAGUGGAAACGCAGUCGGAAGGCAAAAGAGCAGGCCACCGCCUCAGGCCAGUCUGAGGGGGAGCGACUACGCAGCGGAGGAAAGACAGCCACCAACAAAUCUGAUGAGAACAAACGAGCUGUGUCUUCAAAUGACAGAGGAAUAGAUCUUGACUUGGAGGAUGGUGAAGAAGAGGAAGAGGAGGAGGAGGAAGAAGAAGAGGAGGAAGCACAGCAUGGUUUUCCUGUUGCUAUGGCUAACGGUGUUGGGAUGCCACAAUCCACAGACUUCUUGAAGCGUGGCACCAGCAUUGGCUACAAUCCCCACAGCCCUUUCUCUGAUGACGAGCUGGAGGGGGUGCAAGCAGGAGGAGGUGACAGGAAGAUUGGGGCAGGACUGUGAAAAGACACCCGGGAAACACUGGUUUGCUUUCCUGAGUGUUACAGAGACAUUACAGUGGGGCAUGUCUGUGUUUGUGGUCACCAGAAAGGACCGUUUCCAAGCAUAAAGAUCUUUUCUGAUGUGUUCUGUGAAUGUACUACAAUUAGACAGCUACCAAACACAUACACACAGGUUUAUGAGACAAAUAUACUGUAAAAAGCAUCUGUGUACAAAAUCAUCUCUGAGUACUGUAAAUUUUGUAGCAUGCUGAAAACAUUUGCACCCUGAAUUUGUUGUCACGAGUUUCUGCCUCUCACCUUCUGGUCACCUUUUCUUUGUUCCAUCCAAUGACAGCUUGAGCUUCACCAAGUGAAGACACAUUGCUGCAAGAAAUGGAAGUAAGAUAAGUGAACUGUCGUACAUUCAGAUAGUGGGAGAGUGUAGCUGAAGCCUUCAUUGUCACGGGGACAAUAAAAUUCAAAUAAGCUGUGUGGUGUUGUGAUCACAGGACUACAAGCUUGGAAACGUCUGCUGCUGUGGAUGUUUUCAUUUGUUUGUUUUUUAUGAUGUUUAUGAAUUUAUUCUUGUCACUUAUAUGUAAAUGGAUUUAAUUUAUUUGAAUGAUUGCAAGGAUGAAUCAUACAUGUAUUUAACUGAAACUUGUUUGUGGUGUAACUGUGAAAUAAAAAAGCACUAGAAUU